UGUCUCACUGAAGAGGCGCCAACGCACCGCACCGCACAGGGCUGAGGAGACACACAGCCCUUCGCACAGAAAUCCACGCAGCGGUGCAGAGCCGAAGAGACCAUGAAUACCAGCAGCAGACCAAGGAGGAAAGACUCCCCUGCAAACGCCUGAGCGCGAAGAAGAAGGAUGGCGGGGGGCCGGAGGGGACUAGUGGCCCCUCAGAAUACUUUUUUGGAGAAUAUUGUCAGACGGUCGAACGUUUGGACACUGUCACAUAGACAGACAGAUACCAACUUUGUCCUGGGAAACGCUCAGAUAGUGGACUGGCCCAUUGUCUACAGCAAUGACGGUUUCUGCAAGUUGUCGGGGUACCACAGAGCUGAGGUGAUGCAGAAAAGCAGCACCUGCAGCUUCAUGUACGGGGAGCUCACGGACAAGGACACGACGGAAAAAGUGCGGUUUACGUUUGAGAAUUAUGAGAUGAACUCCUUUGAAAUCCUUAUGUACAAGAAAAACAGGACUCCAGUUUGGUUUUUCGUGAAGAUCGCUCCUAUAAGAAAUGAACAAGAGAAAGUGGUCCUGUUUCUCUGCACCUUCAGUGACAUCACAGCCUUUAAACAGCCCAUUGAAGACGAUUCUUCCAAAGGUUGGGGAAAGUUUGCCCGACUGACUCGAGCUCUAACAAGCAGCAGAGGAGUCUUACAGCAGCUGCAGCCCACAGUGCACAAAGGGGAGAACGUUACCAAGCACUCUCGUUUAGCUGAGGUUCUGCAGCUGGGCUCAGAUAUCCUACCUCAGUAUAAGCAGGAGACCCCCAAAACUCCUCCUCACAUCAUCCUGCACUACUGCCUCUUCAAAACAACAUGGGACUGGGUCAUCCUCAUCCUCACCUUCUACACAGCCAUCAUGGUACCCUACAACGUCUCCUUCAAGACCAAGCAGAACAACGUGACGUGGCUGGUGGUGGACAGCAUCGUGGACGUCAUCUUCUUGGUGGAUAUUGUUUUAAACUUUCACACCACGUUUGUAGGACCCGCCGGCGAGGUCAUCUCGGACCCCAAGCUGAUACGGAUGAACUACCUGAAGACCUGGUUUGUUAUCGACCUGCUGUCCUGCCUGCCGUAUGACGUCAUCAACGCCUUUGAGAACGUCGAUGAGAAUUGGAAUCACCGAGCUGUCACCCAAGGGAUCAGCAGUCUCUUCAGCUCUUUGAAGGUGGUGCGGCUUCUCCGUCUGGGUCGGGUUGCUCGUAAACUGGAUCACUACAUUGAGUAUGGGGCGGCUGUACUGGUCCUGCUGGUGUGUGUUUUUGGCCUGGCUGCUCACUGGCUGGCCUGCAUUUGGUACAGCAUUGGUGAUUACGAGGUUAUCGAUGAAGAAACCAACAUAGUUCGCAUGGACAGCUGGCUCUAUAUCCUAGCUGAGACCGUAGGCACACCGUACCGCUUCAACGCAAGCGGCUCAGGGAAGUGGGAGGGAGGACCAAACAAGCACUCUGUCUACAUCACUUCCUUGUACUUCACCAUGACCAGCCUGACAAGCAUAGGCUUUGGUAACAUCGCCCCGACGACAGACGGAGAGAAAAUCUUUGCUGUGGCCAUGAUGAUGAUUGGAUCCCUUCUUUACGCCACCAUCUUUGGUAAUGUGACAACAAUCUUCCAGCAGAUGUACGCCAACACCAAUCGUUACCAUGAGAUGCUAAACAGCGUGCGGGACUUCCUCAAGCUUUACCAGGUGCCAAAGGGCUUGAGCGAGAGAGUUAUGGACUACAUUGCCUCCACCUGGUCCAUGUCACGGGGUAUUGACACUGAAAAGGUGUUGCAGAUUUGUCCCAAGGACAUGAGAGCCGAUAUCUGUGUCCACCUCAACAGGAAGGUUUUUAAAGAGCACCCAGCUUUCCGUCUGGCCAGCGAUGGCUGCCUCAGAGCGCUGGCCAUGGAGUUUCAGACCAUCCACUGUGCCCCCGGAGACCUGAUCUACCACGCUGGUGAAAGCGUGGACAGCCUCUGUUUCGUGGUGUCCGGGUCACUUGAGGUCAUUCAGGACGACGAGGUGGUAGCAAUAUUAGGUAAAGGGGAUGUGUUUGGGGAUGUUUUCUGGAAGGAGGUGACUCUGGCUCAAGCCUGUGCCAACGUCCGAGCUCUGACCUACUGUGACCUCCACGUCAUUAAACGGGAUGCUCUGCAGAAGGUGCUCGAGUUUUACACAGCGUUUUCCAACCACUUCUCAAGAAAUCUGUUGCUCACCUACAAUCUACGAAAAAGGAUUGUAUUCCGAAAGAUCAGCGAUGUGAAACGAGAGGAGGAGGAGCGUCAGAGACGUAAAAAUGAAGCCCCUCUGAACUUGCCACCGGAUCACCCAGUACGGAAACUCUUCCAGCGCUUUCGGCAGCAAAAGGAGGCUCGACUGGUUACGGACAAACCAGAACUUGACGAACACGACAUUGAGAAGGGCCCCUUGUACGUGGACGUCCCUUUGGCUAACGCAGCCAUUACAACCACCAGCAUCGUCACUGUAACGGAAAGCCCUGCAACCCCCUCAUCUUCAACACCCUCAUCUUCAACAUCCCCCAACGGUACUCCCUCAGAGAAGUCAAAGCUGCAGGUGCCAGUACCUAUUUCUCUGGUUGGAGGCCGUGCUGCUGAACCACUCAAAGUCAAAGGCUGGGGUCGCUUCAAGGAGUCCAUGGUCAAAACUGACAACUGGAACAAAGUAUCCAAAGCUGAAUCCAUGGAGACUUUACCUGAACGGACCAAGGUCCUUGAAUCACAGAUAUCUUUAAAGAAGACAGACUCUUGUGACAGCGGGAUCACCAAAAGUGAUCUGCGCCUGGACAAAGUAGGCGACUGUCGCUUGACGCCCCUGGACCGCAGCCCCGUCCAGCCUCCAGACACCAGGCACCCCUUCUACCCAAUCCCAGAGCAAACUCUUCAGGCCUCGCUUCAGGAGCUCAAACUGGAGCUGAAGGACGACCUCAAGAAUCUGAAUGUUCGCGUGUCUGGCCUGGAGGCGCAACUUACAGAAGCACUUAACCUACUGAAAACGAGGAAAUCAAGUUCUGGCUCUCCACAGCCUCUUUUUGAUGUGUCUAGACCUGCUUCACCAGAACUAGAGAAAGAGGACAUCUUCUCUUGAAGGAUAAAGGAAUAAUCGGGAACGGUCUACUGCAAACUUAGCUGGAAUCCAGUAAUAUCAAGAUUACUUGGAUAGCUGAAGCUGCACCAUUUACAAAAGGUGAUAGUGUUGUCUUUAGGUAGCACCAACCUUCAUCAAAGGUUUGUACCUGAUGGUAAACCUGGAAAGGCCAGGUUGCUGUCCAGCUCUUGGUGUCUGACUCUGAAUAAAAACUGACAAUGCAAGGUUUGUACAUAGGUUAUGUUUGUACAUGUUUUUCCAUUGUAUUGUAAUGGAAAAAUAGCUUGAGCAGUUUGUCUUUAGUCCAAAAUCUUUUUAUAACAUCAGAUUCUAGGAGUUUCAGCUAAACCAUGCUGAAUCUGUGUUGCAAGGUUCUAACAGAAACAGCAUGACCCACUGGUUUGUUAUUGAAUCAUUUGUAUGGGAUUCUUUGCAUGCCACAUAAAGUACACGUAUUCCUCAUAUUGCAGACAGUGCGUGUUGAUUAUCGCAGCCAGGCAGCAAGUCAUUUGCAUUAUUUCACAGUGACAGUAAGAAAGGACGGUCUUUGCAGAUGUUGAAACAUUCGCAGAGUAAUUUCCUCAAGCAAUUGAUGAAGUAUUUUAUUAUAUCAACUGUCAGGAUCAUGAUGAACUUUACACAAGAUAAAACUGGCCAAGCAAUCAGAUUUCAAUCAUAAUCUAAUACAUCUUUCAGCAGAGCUGAUAAUUUCCAUAAACCACGGACAGAUGAGUUUGAUGACACUGUAUGAGAGCCAAGCAAUUUAAGCUUUGGUUAAAAAAUAGGAAGAUUAUAAUUUUUUUCAUAUGAAUUUAUUUAUGUUAAAUAAAACAAAAUAAAGUCCAGGCUUGUUUGUGUUAUUGUUCCAAGACAUUAACUGAAACCUAUGUAAGUGAUGAUUUCUGGUCUUUAAUGUCUGCUGAGGUAAUUUUUACAUUUGUUACAUCAGUAAGCAUGCACGAUUCAGUAAGCAUGUCAGUCCGCCAGAGUAAAAAAACAAUCAUCAAAUGACAAUGCCUGACACAAUGUAUCUACAAAAUAGGGGGCAAAGAUCAAACUCUUAGUGUAAAGAUGAAGGUUGUUUUGUCAUACAAGAUGAUUCUGAGGGUUUCCAGUGCUGGUGAUCCUUUUCAGGACUGUGAUUGCCUUGUUUUGUGGCUGACAUUUGGAGUCAAUUUCAACUUGCUUGCAGUGAAAAUGUUUCCUCUAUAUGCACUUUCGAAAUGGGAGACAACCAAGCAGGAAACCAAAAUGUUUAAAUCAUGAGUCAUUUUUUGACGGAAUAGCAAACGUGUUGAAGAAAUAGUUUACAAAGCAGUUUACACAAAAAUGUAUGAUAGAAAAAUAUUUUUUGAAAAUGUGUUUGUUUUUUUAAGAAAUGUUCAGUUACCAAAUGUACUCUCACAGAUCAACUCUAGCACAUUAGCUUCCUAAAUUAGAUUGUUUACCAAAAAUGAAUCUGUGUAAAAUGAAUGUAUCAGUGUAGUGUUAUGGAAAGCAAUGAGCAGAUAUCAGUAGACGGGUCCGGAGGAUCAGGGGGCAGAGUAAGAGAGCAGCUCAAGCUUUUUGUCUGAACAAAACUCUAAAACUGGUUUAUAAAACGUUUAAUUUACAGACAAAGACGCCUCCAACUUCCAGUUAAUCAGAACCAUGAGUUUUGAUAAUUAGCAAUAAUUGUUUAUAUUUUAUAGAUCACAGAAUUCAUGCAGAUUCCAGGUAUUGAAGACAACAGUAGAUGUUUGCAGUCUAUAGUAAUUCUUCAUCAUAUUUAUGAUGAAUAAUAAUAUGUACCUACCAAUUGAUUGAAAUGAUGGGUAAAACAUUUUAAUAUGUUUUGCUUCCAGCUUCAGAAAUGGGAGUCUUCGCUGUUUUCCUUUUUAAUAAUUCACUCACUUACAAAUAUUCUUCAGCUACUUUGAGGUUUUGACAGUUGGUUGGAAAAAGAACAAGCAUUGUGAAGAUGUCCUUAAUUGUGACGCUAUUUGUCACAAACCCAAGUUUUGUUUUGUUUUUCUUUUACAAAUAAACAAUUUAAGAAAAAAAACACAUGAUGGUUUUAUGCAUAUUUUCAGAUUUAAAAAUGAUCAGUCAUCUACUAUCCAAGUGAAAGUUCGGACAUUGUUUCAAAUGACAAUAAAAGCAGCAGUGACUAUUUGCAGGGGAUCGAUUGAAAAUAGCACAAAGAGAAAAUACCAAAUGUCCCAACUGAGAAAUGUCCUUG
Molecule: messenger RNA, 5338 nt
Organism: Labrus mixtus (cuckoo wrasse)
Lineage: Eukaryota; Metazoa; Chordata; Actinopteri; Labriformes; Labridae
Gene: kcnh1a
Product: potassium voltage-gated channel, subfamily H (eag-related), member 1a
Exons: 14
Coding region: 169-3117 (982 amino acids)
Biological process (GO): potassium ion transmembrane transport; regulation of membrane potential
Cellular component (GO): membrane
Molecular function (GO): delayed rectifier potassium channel activity
Source: RefSeq, a predicted model, not a curated record